AUAUGCUCAUCUGAUGCCGUGCACUUUGUGCAAGGCAUUUUUUGCUGUGCCUUGGAACCAAUCGCAUAGAAUUCGUGAUUCUGGAAGCAAUUGUUAUUUUUGGAGUAGAUAACAGUUUCAGAUCGAAGCAUUUUUUGGCGAAGCUUUUUAGCAGCUCUUCAUUUACAAGAUACCUCAACCUCACUAUUGAUUAGUUAAUGUAUCAGCUCAAAUUCAGUGGUUACAAUUUGUCUUUUGCAAUCUCUACUGAAGAUAAGUCAACUUAGAAACGCUGAUAAUUCUGAACCAUGAUUCGCACUACGCCCUAAUUGAGCUUAUCUUUUUGUGCUUUUACUGCAAUUUGGCUACUUAUUGCCACUCCUUUACUGAAUUUUGCAAAGUUUGCCAUUUGAUGUUGGUAUUUUUGCUGCAAAUGUAGAAUAGUACUAAUGUAUAGUUAUUUGGAUGCUGAAUUGGAUUGAAUUGAUUUGAGUGAUUUUUAUCUCUGAAGUUUCGCAAUAUUGCACACUUUAAAUUGAAAAUAUUUUAUUUUUAUGCCAUCUUGUGUCUCCAGUCGUUUUCAGAUUUUUUCAAACAUUCCAUUUUUCCUCUAUGUUCUUGAAUAAUUAUCGUUGUAAUCAGGAAUCAGAAUUCAAUUUCCAAAUAAAAUUGUGACCAAAAAUUCCAAUUCGUUCUACCUUUGUUAUCAUCAUCAUCUUAUAUUUUACGUAAUUGCUAGUACUGUAGCAUCUAUAUUAAGAAGCAUCUAAACAUAAUGACGUCAUCGCCUAGUAGUGACGGUGGCAAGAGUGCGCAUAGAAUGGGCAAAUGGUAUUUUGGGGGCGUGGCCUCUGCCAUGGCCGCCUGUUGCACCCAUCCUCUCGAUCUAGUCAAGGUACAUCUGCAGACCAUAGCUAGUACAAAAGAGUCGUUAUCCAUGAGCAGAGCUUUUGUUCACGUGGUCAAAACAGAAGGAGUAAUCGGCCUAUACAAUGGAAUCAGUGCAUCUAUGCUUCGCCAACUAACUUAUUCUACAGCUCGCUUUGGCGUAUACGAAAGUGCUAAAAACUUCCUCCAAUCUACCGGCCAAGAAAUGAACCUAAUCGUAAAAAUAUCCAUAUCCGGAGGCGCUGGCUUCUUCGGAGGUAUCAUCGGAACUCCUGGUGAUCUGUUGAACGUCCGCAUGCAGAACGAUAUCAAAGUACCUCCAGAGCAAAGAAGAAAUUACAAGCACGCUUGUGAUGGCUUAAUACGAGUCGUUCGAGAGGAAGGUUUCGCACGUUUGUUCGGCGGAUGUAGCAUGGCAAGCACGAGAGGAGCUUUAAUGUCAGUCGGUCAAAUUGCAACUUAUGACACUAUUAAAGAGCAAAUUUUAUACUUUGGGCUGUUAAAAGAUGGUCUAAUAUGUCAUUUUGCGAGUUCGACAGUCGCGGGUACUAUCGCAACUGGGCUAACUAUGCCGAUUGAUGUGAUGAAGACAAAAAUGAUGAAUGCAAAGCCCGGCGAAUUCAGAGGUAUUGGCCACUGCUUUGUUCACACAUUGAAAGUCGGACCCUCUGCUUUCUACAAGGGGUUCUUUCCCGCAUUUAUCAGAUUGGCUCCUCAAACAAUUCUAACUUUUGUCUUCCUAGAACAACUCAAAAUUUAUUUCGGAAAAGAUGUGUAUUUCUGAAUUUGCAUCUAGUAUGUGCGUAGUUAGUAAUAGAAUUAUAAAUGAAUGUAAUUUGUAUCGUGAAAGAUAAUUGUUGGAAUCUGACCUUUAUAACAGUUAACAAUUUUCAUUAUGGGAAGCGUUUCAAAGCUGAUGAAUUAUAUGAAUGUCAAUUUAAAAUAAAAACGUCACAAUUGAGGUCAGGUUCCGGUCUUUUUGAUAUUACUAUUAAUAAUUGAACUGUGCAAUGGUUGAUUAAGUUUCGUUCGCUGGAAUGGCAGCAAUCAUAUCUUUGGAUAAAAUUGCGAGUUUUGUAAAAGACUCUGAUGUGGUGAUAUACACAGGGCAAUAAAAAUUGGCUGAUA
Molecule: messenger RNA, 1995 nt
Organism: Symsagittifera roscoffensis
Lineage: Eukaryota; Metazoa; Xenacoelomorpha; Acoela; Convolutidae
Product: mitochondrial dicarboxylate carrier-like
Exons: 2
Coding region: 755-1651 (298 amino acids)
Biological process (GO): oxaloacetate transport; thiosulfate transport; malate transmembrane transport
Molecular function (GO): sulfate transmembrane transporter activity; thiosulfate transmembrane transporter activity; succinate transmembrane transporter activity
Source: RefSeq, a predicted model, not a curated record